AUGCUAUUGUUGACGCUAUUGGUGAAGACAAAGUUUGGUAUUAGAUUGUCUCCAUACGGUACUUUUGGUACUAUGUCUGGUGGUGCUGACCCAACUUUACUUGCUCAAUAUGCCUAUGUCUUGGGUGAAUUAGAAAAGAGAGCUAAGGCCGGUAAACGUUUAGCGUUCGUCCAUUUGGUUGAACCUCGUGUCACUAAUCCGUUCAUGACUGAAGGUGAAGGUGAAUACAAUGAUGGUACCAUCUAA
Molecule: messenger RNA, 246 nt
Organism: Naumovozyma dairenensis CBS 421
Lineage: Eukaryota; Fungi; Ascomycota; Saccharomycetes; Saccharomycetales; Saccharomycetaceae
Exons: 1
Coding region: 1-246 (81 amino acids)
Molecular function (GO): oxidoreductase activity; FMN binding
Source: RefSeq, a predicted model, not a curated record